Messenger RNA from Hemisphaericaspora subhashii, 573 nucleotides. RefSeq lists its product as uncharacterized. Bases 1 to 573 code for a protein of 190 amino acids. Gene Ontology annotation, molecular function: RNA polymerase I cis-regulatory region sequence-specific DNA binding. The record is from RefSeq and is a predicted model, not a curated record. Gene Ontology annotation, cellular component: RNA polymerase I upstream activating factor complex. The transcript has a single exon. Gene Ontology annotation, biological process: nucleolar large rRNA transcription by RNA polymerase I. Lineage: Eukaryota; Fungi; Ascomycota; Pichiomycetes; Serinales; Debaryomycetaceae.
AUGAACAUCUCACAAACAGACAGAAGCCUAAUCAACAAUGCAACAGUCUACAACGCCGCCAACGGAGAAUACUACAAACAACAACACAUAGACCUCGAAUACGUCUCUCAAUCAACCAAACAUAAAAUCGUCAACCAUCCUCCAAGGGGGAUAGAAGUUAUAAUAGACAAACAAGCGGAUGAUUUGGAUAAAGUAUAUGCACCGAAGGGAACUGUAGUACCACCGGAUGAGAUUUUGGAUAUGUUAAAACCGGGGAAUUUAAAGAUUCCGAUUGUACAUAAUGAAGAUAAGAUUUUACCUGAUAGUGAGUUAUUGAAAGUGAUUCAUUAUUUUGUGAGUAGGAAGAUAAGUAAGGCUGAUGGAGAUACUAGGCGGUUUAUUCGGAGUAUGGACGAAUCCGCUUUGUUGGCUAUGGGGAUGUUGGUAGAGUCGUGGGUGGAUGAGUUGAUUGAUGAAGAACUGGUGAGGAUGUUUUUGGAAAAUUAUUCGUAUGAGAGACCAGAAGAGAGUGAUAUAGAUCGAGAUACAAGCUCUGAUGACGAGGAUGAGGAGGAAGAUGAAGAGGACGAAUAA